Molecule: messenger RNA, 903 nt
Organism: Rubroshorea leprosula
Lineage: Eukaryota; Viridiplantae; Streptophyta; Magnoliopsida; Malvales; Dipterocarpaceae
Source: the annotation of a GenBank genome assembly
CAUUCACUUCAUCGUAGCUGCUCCCAAGUAUCGAGAAGAUGACGAAGAACUACCCGACCGUCAGUGAGGAGUACAAGAAGGCUGUUGAGAAGGCCAGGAAGAAGCUCAGAGGCUUAGUCGCCUCCGAGAACUGCGCUCCGCUCAUGCUCCGUCUGGCGUGGCAUUCAGCUGCUACAUUCGAUGUGAAGACGACCAACAAUGGCCCUAAUAAGGCCGUAAGGCUUCUGGAACCCCUCAAGGAGCAGUUCCCCAUACUCUCCUACGCUGACCUCUACCAGCUUGCUGGUGUCGUCGCUGUUGAGGUUACUGGUGGACCGGUGGUCCCUUUCCAUCCCGGUAGGGAGGACAAGCCCCAGCCACCUCCUGAGGGUCGUCUUCCUGAUGCCACCAAGGGCACUGACCAUUUGAGCCAGGUCUUCAAUGUGCAAAUGGGGUUUAGUGACCAGGAUAUUAUUGUUCUCUCGGGUGGCCACACCCUGGGAAGCUACCGGAAGGAGAGGUCUGGCUUUGACGGACCAUGGACUACCAACCCUCUCAUCUUUGACAACUCUUACUUCAAGGAACUCUUGACUGGAGAGAAAGAAGGCCUUCUACAGUUUCCAUCUGACAAGCCUCUUCCAGAUAAUCCUGUUUUCCGAACUUUGGUUGAGAUAUAUGCUGAGGAUGAGGAUGCCUUCUUUGCUGAUUAUGCUGAAGCUCACUUGAAGCUCUCUGAGCUAGGGUUUGCUGAUGCAUAAACUGUUUGAAGCAGAAAGGGGUGAUGCCAGCUACCUUUUGCUCUUAUUAUCUCCGUUUUGUAAUUUGUGGCAGCCCACAGGCCACAGUUGUUGGUUAAUGAGAUGAGAUAUGUGGAGAUUUAGUUGGUUAUCAUCCUUUGGAUUUAAAUAAUUAAGAUUUCUUUGU